Molecule: messenger RNA, 3938 nt
Organism: Hyalella azteca
Lineage: Eukaryota; Metazoa; Arthropoda; Malacostraca; Amphipoda; Hyalellidae
Product: ceramide synthase 6
Exons: 2
Coding region: 478-1632 (384 amino acids)
Biological process (GO): ceramide biosynthetic process
Cellular component (GO): membrane
Molecular function (GO): sphingosine N-acyltransferase activity
Source: RefSeq, a predicted model, not a curated record
AUUUUCCCAUUAAAUUACAAUCCCGAAAUUAAAAUUUUCCCUUUAACUUCUUACACGGCCUGUGAAAUUGUGGAAAAAAUCACAUUACAGUCGCAGUCUCAUAGUUACAUUCCAGUCUCAGUCUCAUAGUCACAUUCCAGUCUCAGUCUCAUAGUCACAUUCCAGUCUCAGUCUCAUAGUCACAUCCCAGUCGCAGUCUCAUCGUCACAUUCCAGUCACAGUCUCAUAGUCACAUUCCAGUCAUAUAUUGUCUCAUAGUUACAUUCAAGUUUCAGUCUCAUAGUCACAUUCCAGUCUCAGUCUCAGUCACAUUCCAGUCUCAGUCACAUUCCAGUCUCUAGUCACAUUCCAGUCGCAGUCUCAUAGUAACAUUCCAGUCUCAUAGUCACAUUCCAGUCUCAGUCUCAGUCACAUUCCAGUCUCAGUCACAUUCCAGUCGCAGUCUCAUAGUCCCAUUCCAGUCUCAGUCUCAUCAGUAUGGAAGAAGUCAAGAGUUCAGUAGAGGAGUUGCCGCUGGCUUCCAUGUCGACAUUGGCCGGCAUUCCAGGCUCAUAUAUGGUUCUGGAGUGGGGGCGAGGCUUGGACUCAUGGUUCUGGAGUCCAUCGUUCUGGCUUCCAGAAGGCUACAGCUGGGAAGACCUCAAGUCUACUGAGCACAAACAGUAUCCAGAGUUCAGAGAAAUCCUAACCUACCCUGUAGUAUUUGCCUUAUUCAUCUUGGCCUUUCGAUUUUACAUUCUUAAUCCAUUUUUGUUUGAGCCUUUCGCUCGCAGAGCUGGACUCAAAUAUAAGCGAUACGUUCCUCCUCCUAGAAACGAUUAUCUUGAGAAGCUUCUUGAUGGGAGAUCAAAUCUGCCUGAAAAGGAGUUGUGCGCCGCGGCCAAAAAACUUGGAUGGACGACCAGAGAAGUAGAACGAUGGGUUAGGCAGAAGAAACAGGGCGGCAAGCUGACUAAACUUGAUAAAUUUCAAGAAUCGGUGUUCAUUACGUCAUACCACAUAAUUAUCAGCAUCUAUGGGUUAUACAUAAUGAUAGGAAAGCCGUGGCUGAAGGAUAUUUCCCAUACAUGGUUAGGUUAUCCUCUGCAUGAAAUCGACAACUGGCAGUGGUGGUACUACAUCAUCAGCGUUAGUUUCUACUUCGCCUUGUGCGUGUCUCACCUACGUUGUGGGCUCACAUCUUACUUCCACCAUGCGUGUACCAUUCUCUUGUUGGUAUUUUCAUGGUCUUGCAACCUUGUACGUGUAGGGUCACUUGUGCUGCUCAUACACGAGUGCGGCGACAUCUUCCUACAGUCCAUUAAGAUUUGCCAGUACCUAAAGAAGCAGCGAGCAGCGGAUGUUUUGUUACCAUUCUUCCUUAUUGUUUGGAUUUCAACGCGAGUAAUUUUAUUCCCGUUUUGGGUUUUCAAAAACAUGUAUUUUGAAGCUCCAAAGUUUAUUUUCAUGCCUGCAGGUUAUAUGUUUUAUGUCUUACUGCUAGGACUCUUAGCUCUGAACGUCCUGUGGACUGGAAUGAUAGGCCUCGUCAUCGUCAAAAGCUGCUUGCAAGGUAGGACUGUUGAAGAUAUACGAUCCGCUGAGUCCAGUAAUGAUGGUAAUGAUGAAAAUGAGAAGGUGAAGGAUCAAUGAUGGCUCAGAUAUAUCGUAUCAUUCGUCAUUUCAACAUACUCUGGAACGCUCUGGUUUUAUAAACGUCUGGAAAGCUCAUUGAAUUUUUUUUUUUUUUUUGUGAUGUUAGCUGUUAUGAAAUUGUUUGAACUUGGAUCUUUCAUUGAUUUUGUCGUCACAUGAAUAGUCGGGUGAUUGCUAAGCCAGUGAAUGAGGUUUUCCGAUGAAUAGAACGUAACUGAUAUGUUGGAUAUUUGUUGAAUUUGAAGUAAAACAAUUAUUUUUUAACUAUAUUAGCUCUAGCGACGUAUGCAUCGUUCUCGAAUUUUCUACGAAAAUCAGUGAUUUGGAAACAAUAUGUAUAUCAAGUUUAAAAUACCUUGGUAAUGUGGUUGGCCAUAUUAAAAUUUUGAGUGAAGCCGAUGCUUCGAAUGCCACUUGGGAGAUCGAAAUAAAGAAUAAACCUCUUGCCCUCCUUCAAUAAAAAUAUGCGCGAUGUAAUAUUACCUAGAAUUUGAAUGUACAGGGAAAUUGUGCACUAUUGUAAGCAGUGUUGUUUUUAAUUCAAUGGUUUAAUGGUUUGCAUGGAAUUUUCCAUCCAAUACCUGUUCAGUGUUAAAAAGGCAGCUGCAUUAAACUGCAGAAUGUCACCUCAUCAUUUCUAGUUUUGUGUGUUGUUUUCAUUUUGUAACAUCUCUAUUUGCUAAAUAUUUAUCGAUAGAUCUUACAACUCAGAUACGAAUGACACUAUGAAUGUGAAGUUGGUCUCUCAAAAAUGAGGGUAGACAAUGUUAUCGUGUUGUUUUAAUACUGUUUGUUAUCGUGUAACCAUUUGUGAAUGUGAUUAUAUAAUAAACAAUUGAGAAGAUUGUUACUUCCAAUGGGUGCUUGGUGCUUGCUUAUAAUACCGGUAUCAAGAUUGAUUUCUAAAAACAGAAGGGUGACACGCUUUAUAUUAAGGAAUGAUUGUUUGAAAAAGAGAGGUGGCUUACUUAAUAUUAAGGAAGAUUGUUUCAACGAAGGAGUAACUUGCUUAAUAUUAGCGAAGAUUGUUUAAAAAAGAGGACAGGCUUGCUCAAUAUUAUAGAAUUUUGUUUGAACUAAGGGGGUAAAUUGCUUAAUAUGAAGAAAGAUUGUUAGAAACUGAGAGGUGACUUGCUUAAUAUCAAAAAGAUGGCUUGAAACAGAGGAGUGGCUUGCUUAAUUAAUAUUAUAGAAUAUUGUUUGAAACAGAGGGGUGACUUGCCUAAUAUUAAGGAAGAUUGUUUGAAACAGAGGGGUGACUUGCCUAAUAUCAAGAAAGAUUGUUGGAAACAGAGGGGUAACUUGCCUAAUAUCAAGAAAGAUUGUUGGAAACAGAGGGGUGACUUGCCUAAUAUCAAGAAAGAUUGUUGGAAACAGAGGGGUGACUUGCCUAAUAUUAAGGAAGAUUGUUAGAAACAGAGAGGUGACUUGCAUAAUAUUAAGGACGAUUGUUUUGAAACGAAAGGGUGACUUGCCUAUUAUUAAGGAAGAUUGUAAGAAGCACUUGUUAGCAAUCGAGUUGAUGCAACUGUAGAUGUCUUCCUCGGAAGUCUUACUUAUUGCGACUCCACUUGCUUGUUCCUAUCAUGCAAAAUUCGCCAUGUGCAUUUUCAUGUCAUAUGAUUUAUUUAUAAAUUUAAAUCAUAUGAAAUGAAACUUAUGACAAUACUGCCACAUAAACGUAAGUGAUGCCUCGCUUAUUUUAAAUUGUUUCUUUUCCAAAUAAUUGUUAGACGAAUAUUAAUGAUUGUGAGACAUUAUUUUUGACACAUUGAUUUGCACCUAAGAAUGUUUUUCAAGAGAAUUACAAUUGCUUUCUGCUCAACAUGACUCAUGUUGGCUUUGUGCCUAAAUUGUUUUUCAUAAACUUGCAUUGCGCAUUGAACGCAUAAACCUUUAAUGGGACCAGAAUGGAGGAUAAAUAAUAGGUUUAGUCGAAUGAAGCUAUACGAGUAAACAGUCCAUAAAAAACUAUUUUUCGAUGAUAAUGAACAUCAGAAAUCUUCAAAGCUUUUUCGCGUAAUAUGUCGGAAAAUAGGAAGUGAAGUAAGUCAGGUACUCACUUUAUAUUGAAGUGAGGAACUUGGCCGAACACAAAAACAAGUUAAAGUGGCAACGGAAUGAAUUUCCGUGCAUUUUACGAUCAGAAUUUUAUGUAGAUAAGUUUAAAGCAUCGUUAUCGAAAUUUUUAUUAUGCUGCGUUGUAUUUUUUUAAGCAAAAUGUACAGCACACGUCACGCUUCUUAUGUCGUAAUAUUUGAUAUUUAAAUGUCAUAUAUUACGAUGGUUCUAAUAUUAUAAUA